AAUAGAACGAAUAUUCUCCUGACAAUUUGCUAUCUUCAACACCACGUGACAUGACGUUGCGCUCGGCCGGGCUCUCACAUGCCGAGGAUCUUUCUGGCUUUUGCGGAUGCAGCCAACGCCAUUAAAUGCCGUGCUCUUCUUCAUUCUCCUACAUCCCCCCCACCUGGGUCUUCUUUCUUUUUGCUCUGCUCUGAAACAUCCUCUGAAUCGCAUCUUUUUCCUCUCCCCAUGACCCUGUUAGCACCUGCGAUUCGUUUGGGCGGAAGUUAUCACCAAUAGCUGAUCCGACUUUCCUCUUACCGAGGUCCCGAGAUACCAUGGACGCUCUCCUGUCCCGUUUGGACUCCAUCGUCCUCAACCCCGAGCUUGCGCCUCUUCUCUCGUUGCUCAAGGGUAUCCGUAAUGGCGUCGUUUACGGAUCAAAAGUGCGAUUCCCGCACGCUUUGGUAAUGAUCUUUCUCUUUCGCUCUGGAACCUUCCGAGAAAAGGCCAAGCUUGUCCUCAGUGCCACGCGCCAACAUGCGCGGAACCUUGCGACCUUCGCAUUAAUAUACAAGAGCUCGAUGAUUGUCCUGCGGAAUGUGAAUCCGGCCGGUGUCGGGAAAGAGGGUCGCUACGAUAGCUUCUUCGCGGGGUUGCUAGGAGGGUAUGCCGUGUUUGGACGGCACUUUAACGGCGUCAGCCAGCAGAUCGUCAUCUACAUCUUCGCUCGAGUGAUGCUUGCUCUGGCUAAAAUUGCCGUUGCACCGAACACGCACCCCCUUUCCUCCCUCAUCACACCCGAAGCUCGAACUAAGCUUUACGACAAUGCCUGGCCAGCUUUUGCUAGUCUGAGCUGGGCUCUUGUCAUGUACAUUUUCCGCUGGUACCCCGAGACUCUCGCGUCGAGUCUUAGAAGCAGCAUGGUUUAUAUAUAUGCCGACUCGGAUCACUGGGAUUCUUUCCGCAACCUCUUAAUACACAACAAAUAGAUUUACCCAGGCUGGAUCGACCUUUUUUGUUUACGGCGCAUGGCGUUCAGAGUUAUAUCGUUGGCCCUUUCCCUUCGUUGUCUAUUUUUAACACCGGUAUUCUAUUUUUAUAUCUAACUUUUGGGCGUGGAAUCUCCCAACAUGGAAUUACCCAGGGCGUGCUUGUGCCACAGCCAUUUUGAUAGUGCGGACUGCGUUGAAACCCUCCCGCGGGCGGAUGGGGGAGUCAUUGGUCCUUUGACCAAUGUAAGUAUACAGGUUUUUGUGAGAAAGAUGCAUCAUCCGACUCGGGAUGGUACUCUGUAUGCUUCAUAACCUAAGAAUAAACCAU
Aspergillus wentii DTO 134E9 is the source of this 1302-nucleotide messenger RNA. Its product is annotated as Tim17/Tim22/Tim23/Pmp24 family protein. The coding region runs from base 318 to 971 and encodes 217 amino acids. NCBI's taxonomy places the organism in Eukaryota, Fungi, Ascomycota, Eurotiomycetes, Eurotiales, Aspergillaceae. Gene Ontology annotation, cellular component: peroxisomal membrane. The record is from RefSeq and is a predicted model, not a curated record. The transcript is spliced from 6 exons.